This is a messenger RNA of Lichtheimia ornata, 564 nucleotides long. RefSeq lists its product as uncharacterized. The coding region runs from base 1 to 564 and encodes 187 amino acids. Gene Ontology annotation, molecular function: RNA binding. The transcript has 5 exons. Gene Ontology annotation, biological process: RNA processing. Lineage: Eukaryota; Fungi; Mucoromycota; Mucoromycetes; Mucorales; Lichtheimiaceae. Gene Ontology annotation, cellular component: nuclear exosome (RNase complex); cytoplasm. The record is from RefSeq and is a predicted model, not a curated record.
AUGGAUAGCACAGUGGUUACCCCCGGCCAGCGAUUAGGUUAUGCAGGCGACUACAUUGCCGGUCCAGGAAUUUACGAACGCGACGGUUUAUUGUAUGCAAGCGUAGUGGGUGUACGAUCAGUCAACGAAGGCAACAAUGGCAAUUUACCGACUAUGACAGUAUCACGUGAGAAAGAACAAUCCGCUGUUCCCGAGGUGGGCAGUAUUAUCACAGGCAAAGUGAUUCGAGUGGCUCCUCAUCAAGCUGUUAUUGCCAUUAUGGUUGUUGGUGAUUCUCCAUGCAAGGAAGAUUUUAUGGGCGCAAUAAGGACACAAGAUGUUCGUGCAGUAGAGAAGGAUAAGGUCAAGAUCUACAACUCAUUCAGACCUGGUGAUAUUGUACGUGCUGAAGUGAUCUCUUUGGGUGAUGCACGUUCGUAUUACUUGUCUACAGCCAAGAAUGAAUUGGGCGUGAUAUUUGCAACAAGCGUAGCAGGUGCAACGAUGAUCCCAAUUUCCUGGCAAGAGAUGCAAUGUCCUAUUACCAAAGCCAUUGAAUACCGGAAAUGUGCCAAACCAUUCUAA